AUGGCAAGCCAGGCAGCAAGAUAUGAACGGAUCUACCCAACAGAUGAUUGCAUUAUUAAGGAGUAUGAGGAGCAGUUGAUGGCAUUGAAUGAGCGAUUUAGAGUCCACCGAUACAAGUUACGCGAUAACGGGAAGGAACUGCUCAUUUUGAAGGAUAAAAUGACGGUUGUCCAAUACAAAGCCGAGCUCAUGCCGGAGAACUAUUUGAUGGAACUUGAGGAGCUCAAUGGAGCCAUCAUGGCUAUCGAGCUUGAGAAUAAUAAUCUUCAUGGAACAAUAGACUUUAUUGAAUGGUUGAAAAAUCAAGCUCGUUGCUCCAUUCUGUAUCUGCAGAAUGGAGAGGUUCCGGAUGGGCAACAUCAUCCUGCUGCUGAUACUACCGAAAUCGAUACAGUGACUACCGAGACUGAUACAGUCACUACCCAAGUCGGUGCAGUUAAUGUUGAGGGAACGAAAGCUGAAGAGGAGGAAAUUAAGGGCUAG
This is a messenger RNA of Morchella importuna, 483 nucleotides long. RefSeq lists its product as uncharacterized. The coding region runs from base 1 to 483 and encodes 160 amino acids. The transcript has 2 exons. NCBI's taxonomy places the organism in Eukaryota, Fungi, Ascomycota, Pezizomycetes, Pezizales, Morchellaceae. The record is from RefSeq and is a predicted model, not a curated record.